CCAAAGAACCGCCCAGUCAGCUGUGUUGUUAAAUGUCAGUUAGCCAGCCAACAGAAAAUAACAAGCUAUUUUGGCGUUGACAUUAUGGAUAAAAAUGCUACGCGAUUCAAUGUACAACUGUAUAUUUAUGAUCUGUCGAAAGGAAUGGCUCGCAACCUCAGUCCUAUCAUGUUAGGAAAGCAAUUGGAUGGCAUCUGGCACACAGCUAUAGUGGCAUACGGUGAUGAGUUCUUCUUUGGAGGGGAGGGGAUCUCCAGCUGUUCACCGGGUGGGACCAUGCUGGGUCCUCCAGACACAGUGGUAGAGCUGGGUGAGACUGAAGUGUCGGAGGAGAUUUUCAUGGAUUACCUCUCCUCCCUGGGAGAAAGCUCAUACAGAGGUGACAGGUAUCGUCUAUUCGAGCACAACUGCAACACCUUCACCAACGAGGUGGCUCAGUUCCUGACAGGACGGUCCAUCCCCUCCUACAUCACCGACCUUCCAUCUGAAGUCCUCUCCACGCCGUUCGGCCAGAUACUGCGGCCCAUUCUAGACUCCAUCCACAUCGCCCCUCCAGGAGGCAACGUCAUCAACGGGGGAAGAAACAUGUAACCCGAGAGAGCAGCAGAGUCCCAGAGUGUUCCCGAGGUCACUUCCAUUGUAGUCAGUCAGUGAGGAGUCUCAAACUUAUUGUCUUUCUUUCUGUAAAUAAAUGACACACUAGCACCGGAGCUGACCGCAUUUUUGGAAGCUAUAACUGAUUACUGACCAGUUAAUUUUUAAAAUACAUAAUUUAACAUAAUUUCCUCCCUAAAAUGUAGUUUUAUAGAUUUACAUAUAGGUUUAUCGAUACUACUUAGGGAGAUCUCACAGAUCUUGAAGUUUGAGGAUGCAUCUAGCAUCAAAUCACAUGAGGAUGCACUGAUCAGCCCUUCAAAAACAGAUGGGAUUUUGGGUUUAGCAGCAUAGCCAGAUAUAAAAACAGUUACUUUCCUACACAAAAAAAUUACUUUGAUGAAUGUUGCCUUCUUAGAAAUAAGUCUUUGGAAAGUCAGAUAUCCAGUUAAACUGUUUCAGAAGUGAAAUGGUACUUAUUAUAUAGUAUAUAUUGUAAUUAUAUUUAGAUGCAACUUAAUUUAGCUCAGCUUAAUUUCUACUUUUACUCCACAACAUAGAAAUAUUGCACUUUUUACUCCACUGCAUUUAUCCGAUAGCUGUAAACCACAUACAACAUUAAAAUACCUCUUGCACAUAGUGCAGCCAGCUUAUUUAGUACCUUAACUUUUGUACUGAGGUACAAAAUGCUCCUUUACUUUUUAUUUUCACCAGUUUUAGGUAUUGCAAUGUUUAUUUAACCACUUUUAUUUUUCAUUUUUCAUCACUGACAUUAUUACCAACAUCAGGUGUCUGCAGUGAGAAUCAUCUGCUGCUGACUACAAUGGAAUUAAUCUUAGUGUUAAACAAAAUGUACACUUUGCAUAGAUAUGUUUAAUAUAUUCAAUUCAAUGGAUUCAGGUUGAUGGAAAAUAAGAUGGUUGCAUCUUAGAGAGUUUUUUAAUGUCAAUCAUGUUUUAAUUUUGCACUUUUCUGACUUUUGGUAGCCUGUAGUUAAGUUCCCAUCAGUAAUCCUUUUCUUCCUGUAAUAUGUGUCUUUACUGUUUCUGGUCAAUUCAGCUCUUCUGUGUUCGCCUGCCUGCUGUACCUCACAUUAUCAUUCCAUUUAUCACAUCUUUUGUAACAUAACAUACAAAAACAUGUUGAGUGUAUAUCUUUAUAGCAGUACUGGGGGACAGUUCAUUGUAAAUGCAGUUAUUCCUGCGUGUAUGAAAGUAAACCCUUGUUGACAUUUGUUGAUGGCAGACAAAAGUGUAUGUCAUGCAAGGCAACAAGAACGCACAAAAAACAGUUCCAGGUGCUGUAAAAACAAUUUCCUAGGCAAUCCUGGCCUUUAAAAAACAGAAACAUAUUUCUUGGUCAGACAGAAUCAAUAAUAUGGUAUUUUGGUAUUAAAUCUACUCUCUGAUAUAACUGAAAGUGAACUGCACCACAGCUCUGUUAUAUGACAUAUGUUGUGCCUCUUGGCCCGUGUUACCAGCUCCACAGGGAGAUGCUGAUCGUUGAAGCAUUUUGUUAUACAAUUCUUUGAGAAACACAUGCUUUAGUUGCCAUGUAGAUAAUCCUAAACAACUUCACAUCCACAGAUUUUUAAAUGUAGAAUUGACCAUAUGCUGUAUUAUCAACUUAAUAACAACCUGCUUGAGUCCUUUAACAGCCACCAGAGUGUGUUUGAUAUACAAUACACCUCUGUGCCUUCAUUCCCCUCUGCUUGGCUACAGUCACACUGUUGGGAGUUGGCAUGGUUAUCGUACAGCACAGAUGGUAACGUCCUACGCAGUCUGCAUUCAAAAUCUAACACUUGGCUUACUGUAUGAAGGUCCAGAAAUCCUAUAAUACACAAAUGAGGUGAAAAGGGGUCAGAGGUAGUAAGGAUCCCUCAACUCACUAAUAUUAACAAUGCAUUCAAUUCUGCAGGAAACUGUAGGAGACACUUGAAAAUCCUCCAGAUUAUACAACAUCUGGAUCCAGUAAUACUCAUAGCCUAUAAUCUUAGUGCGUAAUACACUGGACUCUGCCACCAGAAAGAACACACAGCUGUCUAAUUUAAAGAUAAUGCAUAGAUCACCUGUUUUUUGGGGGUUAAUCUGACUAAGACAGUGUUACACACAUGAACCAUAUUGAACCUCAUGAGCCUGAACAGAGUGAUGGAUGAAAGAAGCACAGAAAAACAAGAGAGCUCACAGAGUGAUUAAACCAGCAUUAACUAUCAUAGUGUUCUCCUGCAUCAUCCAUCUUUCACUCUGCACUCAUUUCACUAGUGCAUCUGCACAGGAAUAUUGGAUGUGCAACAAUACAAAACUUUAUUUUUCAAAAGGUUUAAACUGACAUUUGUAUGAUGUAUUAAUAACUAAGUAUUUGGCGACUUUUAUGUUAAUUUCCCUUUAAAGGUUCAGUGUGUAAGAUUUAGUGGCAUCUAGCGGUGAGGGCUACGAAUUGCAACUAAUUGGCUCAUGGUGCAUUUACAUGCUCCACGGACGGUCCCAUUUCCCGAGUUGUGAAGUCGUUCUCCCGACUUCAUUGUGUGUUCAUGUGCUCUUAAGUCGGAAUGUGGAAUCAACAUGGACGCUACUACAAAGAUGUGUUGGAUUAGCAUUAUUAGAGCAUAUAAACAACACGGAGACAUCUAGUUUACUCUACCUGUACAGCAAACUAACCAUUUUACAAAUUACAUGUUUGCAAAAUAUGUAUUUGCAAUACAUGAUUUUGCGCAAAUCAAAGUUCUGUAUACUUCCCUAUGUCCCAUGUACACUUUAUUUCUCUUUUUACAAUAAAGAUUUUAGGAGUAAAAAAAAGAUUCUCAUUAUUCCAACACCACGGUGUCUGACACACUCUUGCUCUUGUGCUAAAUAAUAAAAUGUUAUUCUCCAUUUGGCCAUGUUUCUUCUAAUAAACCAGUUGACAAAAGGCACUCUGUAGAGCCGUCUACUGUAGAAACAUGGCAGUGCAACAUGGCGACUUCCAUGUAAGGGGACACGCAGUGUAUGUAGAUAGAAAUGGCUCAAUCUAAAGUAAUAAAAACAUAACGGUUCUUUACAUGAGGUCUUUAUACACCACUGAAAACAUAGUCAUGUAUAUCGUAGUGCAUUUCUGUCAAUAGAGCCUCCUAAAUGUUACACACUGAACCUUUCAGAGGCUAGAAAGCUCAGGUGAAUCUGGGUUCUGCUACUUUGCCUUCUGCUAACUAACUGACAUGCUAAAAGACUGCUGAAAUGUAUAACUGCAGAAGUCCCCUUUGUUGCUCUGAUAUAUGUCGUUGCUGGCUGCUACCUGUAAUGUGAAAUUGCAAUAGUUCUGGAUAUUAUUCCCUAUUUAAGUAAUCUAACUAAAACAGAUAGGUUUAUGCAUAUUGUUUGUAUGGUUUGUGUAAUUGUUUUUGUAAUUCUACCUACAUAUAAAGCCAUUGACUGCAAA
This is a messenger RNA of Micropterus dolomieu (smallmouth bass), 4008 nucleotides long. It is a transcript of the gene desi1a, whose product is annotated as desumoylating isopeptidase 1a. The coding region runs from base 85 to 591 and encodes 168 amino acids. The transcript is spliced from 6 exons. Gene Ontology annotation, biological process: protein modification by small protein removal. Gene Ontology annotation, molecular function: peptidase activity. NCBI's taxonomy places the organism in Eukaryota, Metazoa, Chordata, Actinopteri, Centrarchiformes, Centrarchidae. The record is from RefSeq and is a predicted model, not a curated record.